GUGGCGCUUUCAGUGCGUAAAAAGAUGGAAGUAGUUCUUUAUAAUUCUAAUGUUUGUCGAUUAUGUGGCGAAGAAAAUGAUAAUGGAACUUUAUUAUAUUUAUGUGAAGAAAAUAGUCAAGACUUAAGUGAAGUAAUUAACACAUAUUUGCCAAUCAAGGUGACCGAUGACGGCCAACUGCCUCGCACCAUUUGUCCAGGAUGCACCAUACAAUUGGAAGCCACCGUAGAGUUCCUAACUCUUAUUAUAAAUGGACAAAAAAUAAUUCGUGAGCUUCAUCUUAGAGAGAAGGAAUACAAGAGAACUCUGCUCAAUCCCACUAGUGAGCAGGAUGUUGUUACUGAUAAAAUCAUCUAUGAAGUGAACACCAGCAAUGGAGUAUACCAAGUUGAGCACCCAAUUGCCUUACAAGUAGCUGGUCUUGAUAAGCCAAAGCGCAAACGAGGCAGGCCUCCCAAAAAGCCCAAAUCUCCUGAGGAGUUAGCCAAAGAAUUAGCUGCUAAGGAGCAAGAGGUCAAACAUUCUAAGAUAAAAGAUAGAGAUGAAGAACCUUCUGGAAAGCGCAGGAGGAAAACUCCUACUAGAUUUAAAGAAGCUGUGCAGGGUAAAGAGCUUGAAAGGAUAUUCAAAGAGGAAGGGGUUACUGAUGGUGAAGACAGUGAGCCUGAGAUUAAGUUGGAACAGCCCCAUGAGAUCAAAUCUACAGUGCCUAAAGAACCAGAAGUUAUAGGACACCUUGAGGAGUCAGGAGAACUGGUAGUUGUGGUGAAAGGCAAGGGUCGGGGAAGGCCGAAAGGACCAAUGAGGCCAACUCGUAAAGAGUGUGCAAUAUGUGGUAUGGAGUUCACUUGUACCGGCCGGUACAUGUCCCACGUGGCUCAACAUGGACCAGUGCUGUACCAAUGUGGCCAGUGUUCAGAGACGUUCACUACAAGGUUACAUUUCAACAACCAUCAGAAAGAACAGGAACAUACAGGACAGAAUAUUAUACCGUGCAAGAAGAAUUUGGAUAGAAUUAGGUCUAAGAAAAACAAAGCAAACCCAGAAACAAUAGUUAUACAAGAUGAACCAUUACCAAACAAGACUGAAUCCCCCCCGGUGCAAAUAAUAGAAAAUGUGAUAUUACCUAUAGCUGACUCUUUGCCGGACUUGAAUCCAGAACCAAUAGUUGUUGAGGAUAAUGUUAACACAGAGUUCCUCAAGACUGAGGGUGUUACUAUAGAUAUUACUUCUAGUCCUAGUGUUGAUUGUGAGGUCAAAACUGUCGAAACAACCCCAUCUGCUAUUGUGACGGAGAAGUCAGAUGGAGUGGAGCAAGUGGAAGCCAGUCCGUCGGGCAAGCCGCGGCUCAAGUGCAACCACUGUGAGAAGACGUUCAGCAGUAAACAGAGCAAGUCACUGCAUAUUAAGGCGUGUCACGUGGGCGAGCGUCCGUACGCGUGCGCGGCGUGCGGGGCGCGCUUCGCGUACCCGCGCUCGCUGGCGCUGCACGCCGUCACGCACCGCCGCCACCGCGCCGCCGCCGCCAAGGGGUACGCCUGCGACCUCUGCGGGAAGGUGCUAAACCACCCAUCUUCAGUGGUAUAUCACAAGGAAGCUGAGCAUGCAGGACAGCGGUAUGUUUGCAACAAGUGCGGGAAGUGCUUCAAGCACAAGCAGCUGCUGCAACGACACCAGCUGGUGCACUCGCAGGACAGGCCGUAUAGUUGUAAGCUAUGCAGCGCUUCGUUCAAGACGAAGGCGAACUUGCUGAACCACUCGCUCCUACACACUGGCGUCAAGAAGUUCUCCUGUGAGAUAUGCAAGCACAAGUUCGCGCACAAGACUAGCUUGACGCUGCACAUGAGGUGGCAUACUGGCCAAAAGCCCUACUCGUGUACGACCUGCGGUAAGAGCUUCAGUCAGAAAGGCAAUCUAUCGGAACACGAGCGCAUCCACACGGGAGAGAAGCCCUUCCAGUGCACGCUGUGUCCGCGACGCUUCACCACCUCCAGCCAGCACCGGCUGCAUGCCAGGCGACAUAAUGCUGAUAAGCCCUUCACUUGUGCUCAUUGUGGGAAGAGGUUUGUGUCUCGCGGCUCGUGGUCCGCGCACGUGCGGCGGGCUGCCCGCGCGUGGUGUCCGCGCUGGCCGCACGCGCGGGGUUCCCGCUGUGCGCACUGUCCUAAACCUGAGUGUGCUACUGGGAAUAAGCAUAAGAAGCAAGUGCAUAAACAAGUCAGCCUACUCGCCACCACGAACCUACAAGGCGAUCCUGUCAAGAUUGAACAAGUGGACUCCCCACAAAUAGAGUUUGAGUCGGAACAAACGAUCUCUCUCCCUGAACCGCCGUCUCCCGUCAAGCUGUUGGAGGAAACGCCUGAUGAUGAACUGGAAGAGAGAGUCAUAUAUGUCACGUAUGAUGUGGAUGAGGCUGAUUCUCCUGCGUUCCAUAUUCUGGAUCCGGAACAGGCAGCAGGUCUCCAAGACGGUAAGAUGCUGACGACCUGCGAGCUGUACUCGGGCCCCUCGCUGCUGGUGCCGCAGCCGGAGUACGAACACCUGGAGCUGGAGCAGGACCAGCUCGAGUUGGAGCAGGAGCAACUCCAACAGGAGGACAUAGAGCAGCUGCCUGAAGAUCUCGUGUUGGAUCAUGAUCAGAAUAUACCCGUUACGGACGAGCAGGGCAAUCCACUGCACUUCACCAUGCAAGAUGGCACACGACUUGCAAUCACGUCUGCUGACGGAAAGUCUUUACAGGUGAUAACGCAAGACGGACAAACAAUACCUGUCGAGAUCAACGGAUAUGCAGAUGAAGAGGAGGUGGACAAUCCAGACACAAUAGUUCAUCAGCUGAACCUUCAAAAGACUAUUGACUCCAACGUGUCUUCCCCCGUUACCCAUUACUUUACUAUUGUUUGAUUCAUUCGCUUGCGUUUAUUUUAUACGGGUUGUGUAUAUAUAGAAUUGUGUUAUUGUCUGCACGUAUAUAGACGUUAAAAGACAACUAUAUAAUUUAAUUUUAACACUGGCCAUGACGCCACAUUUAUAUAACAUUGAAAUUAAAGUGUCGCAAACUUAUGAAAAGGUCUUCGGCAUAUUUCACGAUAUGUUGAUUACAAAAUUUUCACGAUAUGUUGAUUUUUUUAUAACAAAGUUUAAUCUUGCUAAAAUGGUUACCAUGUCAAGGAAUAAUUUUGUAAGGAUUAUUAUUAAUGUAGAUUUAAUUUAAUGAAGAGCCAGGAACAGCUUUUGCCUUGAUUAAGUAAAUUCUGAUGUACGAUUUUAAUGUUGGUUUGUACGGAUCGUAGCUAUGUUAGUUUUCGCUUGCAGUAAUGGGAAUAAAGCUUGUGGAAAGGUAUAUUUAUUUGUUUAUGUACGCAGAAUGUCUCGAUUUUAAAUCUUUUUGUUCGAACAAUGUUUAUUUUGUCUUGUUUGUUGUUACAAGCAUUGUUCGAAAUAUAUUUAAUUUAUUUCUUAUCUGUUUUAUAUCUUCCUAUAUUGUCGCAAUGUUGAUUGAUGGAUCUCUUAAUUAGAUAUUAUUAAUUUUAACUAAGAUACGUAAAUUAUGUUUUUAAUAAUUAAUAAUGGAAAUAACUGUUUUAAUUUUAUUUAGUUGUGAAAAUGCCGUCGCCAAUGUAACACUAGUACAAUAAAUAAUUUAGUCACAAUUAGUUGGGCAAGAUUUUAGACAGUAUUAUUCUAAUUCGAUUAAAAAUAAUUGUUAUGUAAAUAUGAAUAAAGUUAAUUUUUGAUGAUUAA
Molecule: messenger RNA, 3741 nt
Organism: Helicoverpa zea (corn earworm)
Lineage: Eukaryota; Metazoa; Arthropoda; Insecta; Lepidoptera; Noctuidae
Product: zinc finger protein 354A-like
Exons: 18
Coding region: 25-2901 (958 amino acids)
Biological process (GO): regulation of transcription by RNA polymerase II
Cellular component (GO): nucleus
Molecular function (GO): DNA-binding transcription factor activity; RNA polymerase II cis-regulatory region sequence-specific DNA binding; zinc ion binding
Source: RefSeq, a predicted model, not a curated record